ACAACGAGUGACCCGGUCGCGCAUGCGCAUUGCGCACGCCAAGAACACGGUUGAUUUCCUGCGCUAACGGAUGCUAUAACAAACUUGCUGUGACGUAGCGUCUCGCACACAGGUGUAAGGGUGUAGUGUUUGGGUGGGAUGCUAAUGGCACUGAGACCACAGAUUUAAGAGGACCUUCUGCUGAUCUUACCUGGUUGCUUUCACGUCAUCACAAAACAAACAAACCCAGAUAUGAAAAUAGCAGUGGAAGGCUGCUGCCAUGGCGAGCUGGACAAGAUCUACGAGACCAUUGGCUACCUGGAGCGUAAGGAAGGCAUUAAGGUGGAUGUGCUGCUGUGCUGUGGGGAUUUCCAGGCUGUGAGGAAUGAGGGAGAUCUGAAGUGCAUGGCAGUGCCACUCAAGUACAGGCACAUGCAGACCUUUUACAAGUACUAUUCAGGAGAGAAGAAAGCGCCAGUCCUGACCAUCUUCAUCGGUGGCAACCAUGAGGCUUCUAACCAUCUACAAGAGCUUCCCUAUGGAGGCUGGGUGGCCCCGAAUAUAUACUAUUUGGGUUACGCUGGCGUCGUUCGCUACAGAGGUAUACGGAUCGGUGGCCUUUCAGGGAUUUUUAAAACGCACGAUUACAGAAAAGGACACUAUGAGUUUCCACCAUACAGCCAAGAAACCCUGCGCAGUGUCUACCACAUUAGAAACAGCGAUGUCUUUAAGCUUAAACAGAUCCGCAUGCCCAUGGAUGUGUUCAUGACGCACGACUGGCCGAGGGGCAUCUACCACUACGGGAGCACGGAGCAGCUGUUGAGGAAGAAGAAGUUCCUGCGUGAGGAGGUGGAGUCAGGCACACUGGGAAGUCCGGCCGCCGCUGAGCUCCUCAAUCACCUGCAGCCCGGCUACUGGUUCUCUGCACAUCUACACGUCAAAUUCGCUGCCGUGAUGCAGCACGAGGCCAGGGGAAAUGCUGCUCCUAAGACAACCAAGUUCCUCUCUCUGGACAAGUGUCUUCCUCAUCGAGACUUCCUUCAGGUAGUGGAGAUCGCGGACAGACCUGGCUCCUCUGAAAAGCUGGAGUAUGACCCGGAGUGGUUAGCCAUCUUGAAGGCCACUACCCGCCUUCAGAAACCCUCACCAAACAUCUGGCACCCGCCUGAGAAUAACGGCCUUCACACUCGUUGGGACUACAGUGCAUCAGAGGAAGCCAUGAUGGAGAUAGUGAGUGCUUUAAAUGGGGAGCUCAGCAUCCCUGAGAACUUCAGUCCAACGGUGCCCGCUUAUGACCCUUCUCGCCCUCAGCCCCACGCCCCACCGGCCUACUGCACCAACCCCCAGACCACAGAGUUGUGUGCCACCCUCAGCCUCGUCGACAUCUACGCUCUGGCAGGCCAGAGCGCACAGAACUCUACGUCCUGGAGAGAGGAAGGAGCAAAUGAAGAGGAGGACGAGGACAACCAGAGCUCAGGUAGCGUAGAUGAACCCAGCGAGUACCCCACUGACACCUCGGUGCUCUCUAGCUCCUACAACCCUGACGAGAUUACCAUCGAGGAUGAGUGGGAAGAGGAGGAGGAGGAGGAGGAGGUGGAGGAGAAGGAUGGAGGGGAGGUAAAGAAGCCUGGAACAGAUGCAGUGGUUCCUGAGGCUCCAGUAGGAGUGCAGGACAGUGAUAGGGACAGCAGCCCCCAGCGAGAGGCCAUGGGCAGGCUUGUCCUACCACCUCCUCGCACAGCAUCAAAGAGUGAUGAGGCCUCAGAUUUGCCCCUUAGACUUCCUCCACCUUCUACACCGUUCUCGAGCUGUUUCUCCCAGACGAGCUCAGAGGAAGAGGGGGCCACGCCACCGGCCAGAGUGCCCAAGCGGCCGAGUGGAGAAACCAAGGGAUCAUUCACCCCCACAGGCAGCACCCCCCGGAUCAAACGGCGCAACCAGACCAUCUACGCAGCAGCUGACGACGAGGAGAGUUAGAAAAAGGUUGAGUGAACGAGUGAAAAUUUAUAGACUGAUGCAAAUUAAUUUUGUUUACCCAAGAGAGCUUUUUAGUUGUUUUUUUUUUUUAACGUUAACCAAUUUGGACCGUUGAUAAAAUGGGUUUUAAAGAACAAAGCUACUAUUAUUAUGGGAUAUUUUCGCUUUCUUACAUGCUGUCAUUGUCAUACACUUGUAUGAUAUUCUCAGUGUCACUGUGAUGUUUAUUGUUUAUGAUAAACAUUUCUUUUAACUAA
This is a messenger RNA of Ictalurus punctatus (channel catfish), 2213 nucleotides long. RefSeq names its product debranching RNA lariats 1 (gene dbr1). Bases 232 to 1956 code for a protein of 574 amino acids. Gene Ontology annotation, biological process: mRNA splicing, via spliceosome. NCBI's taxonomy places the organism in Eukaryota, Metazoa, Chordata, Actinopteri, Siluriformes, Ictaluridae. The record is from RefSeq and is a predicted model, not a curated record. Gene Ontology annotation, cellular component: nucleus. The transcript is spliced from 9 exons. Gene Ontology annotation, molecular function: RNA lariat debranching enzyme activity.